UAUAGUGAGUUAGUGACGGACGGAGCUUAAGAACAAGCACCCUCCACCAACCACAAAAAUUUGAAUGGUUUUCCAGAUUCGAACAGAGCUCUCCAGUCCUAGAAAUUUCUGAUCAGGUUCGCCCAUUUACUUCUCUUAUCAUUUAUCUUUGUUUAUUUGAACAUCAAAAAAAGAAUAGGAUACCUUUUUCACCAACAGAUUGAAUCAAAUUGUGUGUUGUUUAUGCAAAGAUCAUCACAGUCAUUUGUCAAUCUGUGUUCAUCUUAUUUUUCCAGCUUUGUUUUGAUUUUCUCAACUGUUUUUCAGUGGUUCAACUUCAUAUUGUGUAUUAAUGAUUUACUGCAGCAUCAGAUCUGUCAUUUCAGAUAAGUAGCGAGGUGAAGAUUGUUCUUAAGGUAAAAAGCUCUUGCCUUUGUGGCAACCGUACUAGACAUGUCAGUAUGCACAUUGACAAAUUCAGGAAGCACUGCACUAUAUGAGUCGACUGUUCUCUUGCGAAGAAAUGUGAGAAGAUAUCAAUUACUUAACGGGGCUGAAAGACAUUGUCUCUGGAAUCAUGGUGUACAGAAUCUAUUCCUUAGAGGACAACCUUAUAUCCUGAAACAAAAAGGAAUGAGGGUUGAAGCAGGAUGGUUUUUCAAAGGAAGUGGGAGUGAUAAGCGCUUGGAUGCAAGUAUUGAGCAUAGUGAGAGUGCGAACGAGGAUAUAUUGAUUUUCUUUUUCCAGUUGGAUUUGGCUACUCGAGUCCAGUAUGCUUUGAACUUGGAGCAGUACGAUAUUGCUCAGCAGCUGAGAAGCAGAUUAGAUGAGGUUGAAGAAGAGGUCAUCAGGCAACAGAAUUCAAAGAAGGGUUCGACCUCAAAAGUUGACGCUCAGGAUCAAGGCAUCCGUCUACUAAGAUUACGUGCUGAACUGCAAAACGCAAUUGACACUGAGAAUUAUGCUGUAGCUGCUGAAUUACGUGAUGAAAUUUCUAAAAUAGAGGCUGAGUCUCUUGCUGCAUCAGCAAAAGCUUUGGCAUAUGAGAAUGUUCAAUAUGCAUUCCGUUUGGGGCAGAAAGUGAGACAUAAGAUAUUUGGGUACCGGGGUGUAAUUUGUGGCAUGGAUCCGGUGUGUUGUGAAUCAAAAGCGUGGAUGGAGACUGCAAAUGUCGCAAAUUUGUCCAGUGGUUCUAAUCAACCUUUCUACCAGGUCUUGGUGGAUGUUCAUGAAGAUCCCGAGCUGCUUGUGGCAUAUGUUCCACAGGAAAAUCUCGUAGCACCAGAAAAGCCAGACUUGGGAAGAUUUGAUCAUCCUUACGCUUCAUUUCUUUUUUAUGGAGUUGAUUCAGCUGGAAAUUUCAUCCCGAUCAAGCAGCUUCGUGAGAAGUACAAUCAGCCCAGAUUUGAAGUGCCUUCGGAUCCUGAAGAUGAAGAUGACAGAGAAGGGGCUUAAUGAUAUUAGAUCAGAAUGAGAGUUUCCUAUUUUGAUUUGUGGCUGAUUAUAUUCAUUACAGAUUAAGUGUACAAAUUUCCCUUGAAUAUAUUUUCAAGUGUCUUAUUUUUCCAAAUGUUGCAUCAUAUAUUCCUUGUAAAUCUGGUAGUGUUGAUGUUAUAUCAUUAUAUGGUAUGUUGUAACUUCAAUUGUUCUUGUUAAUCAGAUUCUAUGCUUC
Molecule: messenger RNA, 1651 nt
Organism: Amaranthus tricolor (Joseph's coat)
Lineage: Eukaryota; Viridiplantae; Streptophyta; Magnoliopsida; Caryophyllales; Amaranthaceae
Product: clp protease adapter protein ClpF, chloroplastic
Exons: 9
Coding region: 433-1434 (333 amino acids)
Molecular function (GO): DNA binding; protein binding
Source: RefSeq, a predicted model, not a curated record